AUGUCCGAACAACCUACCAAAAAUCCAAUUAUUUUCGCUCCAGAAACUUACCAAUACGAUAAGGACUCGCUCGAUGAGCGCCAAGUGUGCAGCGAUCCUAUAGUACAGUUCACCAAAUGGUUUGCCGAGGCGCAAGCGGAUCCAACGGAAACAAUUCCCGAGGCUGUGAAUUUUGCCUCUGCCGAGCUCCCAAGCGGAAGGAUCUCUUCCAGAGUUUUGCUAUUCAAAGAGCUAGACGAUCGCGGCUUCACAAUUUACUCCAACUGGGAAACGUCGAAAAAAGCACAGGACAUCAGGAGCAACCCACAAGCAGCUUUAAACUUCUUUUGGAAAAACCUGCAAAGACAGGUUAGAGUAGAGGGCCUUGUUGAAAAGGUUAGCCGUGAAACCUCCGAACGUUACUUUAGCACGAGGCCUCGUGGAUCUAAAGUAGGUGCUUGGUCUUCGCCUCAAUCGGCUGUUCUCAAGGAUCGCGAUGAGCUCAAGAAACUUGUCGAUGACAAUGAAGCUCGUUUUGAAGGCGUAGAGGAUAUUCCCUGCCCGGAAUUCUGGGGCGGUGUGCGCGUGGUUCCCUUGCUCGUGGAGUUUUGGCAAGGAAGACCCAGUCGUUUGCACGACCGCGUGGUGUACCAAAGAGAAUCCGAAAAUGAUCCCUGGGAGCUCUUAAGAAUAGCUCCCUAA
Lachancea nothofagi CBS 11611 is the source of this 681-nucleotide messenger RNA. The record is from the annotation of a GenBank genome assembly. NCBI's taxonomy places the organism in Eukaryota, Fungi, Ascomycota, Saccharomycetes, Saccharomycetales, Saccharomycetaceae.